This is a messenger RNA of Pneumocystis carinii B80, 668 nucleotides long. RefSeq lists its product as hypothetical. NCBI's taxonomy places the organism in Eukaryota, Fungi, Ascomycota, Pneumocystomycetes, Pneumocystales, Pneumocystaceae. The transcript is spliced from 3 exons. Gene Ontology annotation, cellular component: mitochondrion; mitochondrial intermembrane space. Bases 47 to 625 code for a protein of 192 amino acids. The record is from RefSeq and is a predicted model, not a curated record.
AACUUAUUAUUAACCCUUCCAAUUGAUAUAAAAUACUAGAAAAAACAUGGGAAAAACAGGAAUUCCCUUAAAUCCUUCUGUCUGCUUUGAUUUUUCAUAUAUUAAAAAUUUCUUAAGAUUUAGCCGUGCACAAUUAGAUGAUAAUAUUACCUUUCAUUUGAAUUCUUUGUCAGCAGAAAGGCCAUUUAUUUCAGAAACAUUGAAAACAAAACCUGUUGAAAUAGAUCUUAAAUUACAACCUGAUAAAAAUACAUGUUUAUCCUUUAUUCAUCAAGUAUUUAAUGCCUGGGAGACACGCUCUUCCCUUAUUUCAUAUUGUCAGGCUGUAGCUGUUAAAAUGGAUGAUUCAUCUACAUCUAAUACAUCAUAUAUAUCAUCUUCAGUAGAUACACGUAAAGAUCCUUAUUCAGGAAGAAUGGAUAUACAUGAAACAAAGAAAAGAAUGCUUCAGAAUAUUUUAAAUACAGAAGAAAGAAUUGAACAUGUUGUAAGAAAUCAUUCAUGGGAACAUAUUGUUCGCCGUUGUGGAUUUCUUCAAUUACCAGAGACAUAUCAAGCAGCAAUGAAUGAUUACCAUGAAAAACAUGUACAUGAAAGGUCAUUUGAUACAUCUCAAGUUACAUAAUAUCUUACAAGCUAUUUUUAAAACUUAUAUAUAAGAUUUUAUA